Molecule: messenger RNA, 792 nt
Organism: Cladophialophora psammophila CBS 110553
Lineage: Eukaryota; Fungi; Ascomycota; Eurotiomycetes; Chaetothyriales; Herpotrichiellaceae
Exons: 2
Coding region: 1-792 (263 amino acids)
Source: RefSeq, a predicted model, not a curated record
AUGCGUGCCGAAAAGGAAAUCUUGCGCGGGGAAUCGGAGCGACUUACACGCGAUUCCGAGUUCCAGCCAGGACUGUCACAGAUGAGCAUUCCGUUGACAAUUGCGUAUCGCCAGAUUGGGUCAGCGAGCGCGUUCUGCGAUAGAAUGGAUAUAACCUUCCCGGCAUGCUGCAGGGCUUUGGAAGACGAUCUGGUUUCCAACGACGCUCAGAGCGUUCGGAUGCUCGCCAAGGUGCUGGCACUUCUUCCGAUUCCGGAUCUUCAACAUGAGGCGAGGAUCGCCUGUACUCUUCAGUUUUACACCGUCACCGAAAGCUCGUCCACGCAACAAACGAUACCUACAAGUGCCGCAGGUGGGAGCCUGGACAGCGAAGGAAGAGUGGUGUCAACAAAGGGUCGAGGCGAUUCGCAAAGGAAAAAGCCAAAUGAUCCGAACAAAGAUGCUCCGGACGGUGGCGAUGGCGUCCAGUGCAGCGAAAGGAACAAGCCCUGGGUGCCUCGCUCCCUAGACCACGAGCAUAUCAAAGCUCUCGCUGAGAAUUUGAAAUGUGUUCGCAAGGCUAAGUCGGGCCAAGAAUUGGCCUUCCUGAAAGACAGGCAAGAAUCUCCCAUGCUGUUUGCGGAAUGGCUGGAGCGUCUGGAGGGAAAGUGGGAAGAUGGUUGGAAAGAGUACUGGAAGAAGGCGGAAGACCAUGGCCAAAUCUUCGAGACCACUAUUGUUGCAGCGAUAUGUCGGCAGUACCACGCCGGGGAAUGCACAUUCGGAAUUCCUCCCAGUUGGUCGGCGGUUUGA